Osmerus eperlanus (European smelt) is the source of this 4170-nucleotide messenger RNA. It is a transcript of the gene ptdss2, whose product is annotated as phosphatidylserine synthase 2. The record is from RefSeq and is a predicted model, not a curated record. The coding region runs from base 539 to 2059 and encodes 506 amino acids. The transcript is spliced from 13 exons. Gene Ontology annotation, biological process: phosphatidylserine biosynthetic process. Gene Ontology annotation, molecular function: L-serine-phosphatidylethanolamine phosphatidyltransferase activity. Lineage: Eukaryota; Metazoa; Chordata; Actinopteri; Osmeriformes; Osmeridae.
AGUCAAAAUAAUUUUUGUGAUGCAUUAUUCACUGUCGUCUCGUAAAUUGCUUGGUUUCCAGAUGAGAAUUAAUUUGUUCAGCUCUACCAAAUAAAGAGGUAGUGAAUGUGGUCGCGCCCAGAAACAUUUUUGGGGAACUAAGUUGUUUUACAUUUGUGAAAAGUGCUACUCCCGCCAGAUUUGCUAAUAUCCAGGCGAACGCAUGUGUUUGCAUCAAGCUAUAAUGCCGCGAUAGCCGGGCAGUUAGCUGGUGAGCUAGGUACUCAUAUACCAGACAGCGAGCUGUUUGUCAGUCAGUCAUCUGCUAUCAUUGCUGUGUUGUGGUUUCUUGAAUGCAUGUUACCAGUAAUGUAGAAUAGCGAAAAUACAUUUUGACAGUUAUAUGUCAGAUUUGGUUUAGCUAAUCAUGCGCUUUGCUGGAAUGUGAUGGCUGAUUGAACACAAUUGUCACAGGGGUGGAUUACACGCAGUAUAAGAAGACAAGAAUAACGUCAGAUUAUAGUCGAGCAUUUUAAUACCGAGCCAGUCGGUAAACAGAAUGACCAAGCCCGAGUUGAAGAGGAGCGGCAUGGCCCCGCUUACUGGCAAAUCCAGCACUGCCGCGGAUGAUCAGGUCCACAAUGGGUCAGCCGAUACGCCGGUAUCUGGCAGUUCUCAAGGCCACACACCUGGACCGUCCACGCCGACUAAAUCAAAGUCUGGCAAACAGAUCUCCCGGGAAAGCCUUUCCAGACGGACCACAGAAUGUGAAGUGUUUGACGAUGGAACCAAUACAUUUUUCUGGAGAGCACACACUGUUACCGUUCUGUUCAUUCUCACUUGCGCACUGGUCUAUGUUACGCUUUUGGAGGAGACACCGCAGGACACCGCAUACAACACUAAAAGAGGGAUUGUCGCAAGCAUCUUGGUGUUUCUCUGCUUUGGUGUUACACAAGCCAAAGAUGGCCCAUUUACCAGACCACAUCCAGCGUACUGGCGAUUCUGGCUGUGUGUCACCGUUGUCUAUGAGCUUUUCCUUAUCUUCAUUCUGUUCCAGACUCUACACGAUGGUCGUCAGUUCAUGAAGUACAUCGACCCUAAACUUGGCGUAGCCCUUCCAGAAAGGGCCUAUGGUGGGAACUGUCUCCUCUAUGACCCUGGGAACACUACCGACCCCUUCCACAAUGUCUGGGACAAGUUGGACGGCUUCGUACCUGCUCACUUCCUCGGCUGGUAUAUAAAGACGCUGAUGAUCCGAGACUGGUGGAUGUGCAUGAUCAUCAGUGUCAUGUUUGAGUUCCUAGAAUACAGCUUGGAGCACCAGUUGCCCAACUUCUCAGAGUGCUGGUGGGAUCAUUGGAUAAUGGAUGUGAUAGUGUGCAAUGGCCUGGGCAUCUACUGCGGAAUGAAGACCCUUGGUUGGCUCUCCAUGAAACCAUACCAGUGGCAAGGACUGUGGAAUAUACCAACAUACAAGGGGAAGAUCAAACGUAUAGCCUUCCAGUUUACGCCCUACAGCUGGGUGAAGUUUGAGUGGAAGCCAGCUUCCAACCUCCGCCGCUGGCUGGCUGUCCUGGGAAUCAUCUUUAUGUUCCUGCUGGCAGAACUCAACACGUUCUACUUGAAGUUUGUGCUGUGGAUGCCCCCGGAGCACUACCUGGUUCUGCUGCGGCUCGUGUUCUUCGUCAACGUGGGGGGCGUGGCCAUGAGGGAGAUCUACGACUUCAUGGAUGACCCGAAGUUCCACAAAAAGCUCGGCCAGCAGGCUUGGCUGGUGGCAGCCAUCACCGUGACGGAGUUCCUUAUUGUGGUCAAAUACGACCCGAACACCAUCACCAUGCCCAUUCCCUUCAUCGUCACCCAGUGCUGGUUCCUGGGCAUCCUCCUCAUCCUCACCUGGACGCUGUGGAGGUUCUUCAUCCGGGACAUCACGCUCCGUUACAAAGAGACCCGCCGUCGCAAACAGGAAGUCACUGGGGAGCGGGAACAGCGCCCCCAUGGCAACGGUAGCACGGCAACCGCUUCAGGUCGAAGCAAACUCAACGGCAGUUCUGAGUCUGUGCGACAAAGGAAGUCCUGAGUUUAAGGUGACGGGGAUAUUGGUCACCGUGUUGGUAGGGGAUGGGAGAAGGGACAAGGGACAGGGAAGGGACAGGGGAAAGAAAGGGGAGGUAGAACACCACAUCAACACUGCACAUGCACCCACUGAUCUGGGCGCCUUUGUAUGUGUGAGUUUGUGGAAUAGUUUUGUGCAAGUGUGUUCUUGUGCCUACCUGAACAGAGUCAUUCCAAUGCUGACUUUCUCCACUGUUAACGCUUGUCACAGAACCAAAAAAAUAAACAUAACGGCUGUAUUUUUGUUUGGGGGUGGUAGCUAACUAACUUAUACAACAGGGAUUUACCUCAUUCUUAUUAUUAUUUUAGAAACACAAGCGGGGACCUAUAGUGGGAGAUGCCUUUUGUCGGCUAGCUGAGAUAUCCCCACAUACGGCUUGGUUCUUCAUCAAAAGCUGUCAAUGUAUCUAGCAGAAGCUUGCCUAGCUAAUUAAUAAAUUGUCUUUCAAUACAUGACCUGCUGUAUUUAUAGUCAGGAAAACAGGUAUUUGGUAAAGGAGAGAAUUUUUUUGUAAAUGGUCAAGUUGCGUUUUAAUGUAUUUGAGAACUCUAUACAUGUAGAUAGGGGGAAAAGACUGCAAGUGUACACAGGUUGUUCUACUUAACUAAUAAAUGUACAAAUCUAGCAUACAUAUUUGUAGUAUGUUGCAAUGCACGUGGUAGAGAUUGAGGACAAUCUCGCUCAUACUAUGCUUGGAUCUGCUCUAAGAGAGCACCUUGAAUCACAAAUGGCAGAAAUCUGAAACAUAUUUGUCUUGGUUUUUGCAAUUCAAACAAACACAGAAGUCACACGACACCUUUAACCAGAUUUAUUGGAUCAAGUCAAACAAGUACAGGAAUAAUACAGUGAAUUACUUAGACUAAUGAUUUGAACCAUCAAUCAACAACAGACUUAUUUGGUGACAGACAGCCUUAAAAACACAUGCUCCACAUUGGCUCCGUAUUUUGAAUUUAGGUUCUUUAUUGACACUUCCAACCGAAUAAGGGAAAAAGCACAUUCCAAAGAUGACAAAAAUAGAGCAGCCUUUGCUCAGGGUUCAGUGGUGAUUGUUGCUCUGAUUUGAUCUGUGCACUCAAUCUAUUGCCGUAUCAUCUUUGUACAUCUAAGUGGGAUGGACUGUCUUUAGCUGGAGUUAAACUACUUGUCUGAAUAGUUUCAAAAAGUCUGGUUUGACCAACUCCAUGCUUAAUGUCAUAUUAUUGUGAAGGAAAUCCAACAGCUGUACAUGUUUAAAUAGAAGAAGACUUGGCAUUCAAAGGCCAAUUGUUUAAGACAUGUUUAGCUGGAUAUAAAAUAGGUAACAAACUAACUUUUGCAAUAAGCAAUAUGUUGAAGAGAAAUUAAUCACAAUUGUAUGUCUGCAUAACAGUAUAUGUUUUUCAAAUGUGUUUUAAUUGAAACUUAACCUUUGUUUUUCUCAUGCCAGAAAUGGACUUGAAACAAUUAUGACAUAUUUAUCCAAAUAACUCAAGGACAUUCUCUCCCAUUCUUAGAACUUUUAUACGCUGUUUAACUAAAGUAUCCAAGGCAGUUUCCAUUGUCCUGUUUUAUCCUUUAUUUUUGAGUCUCUCAAAGACAUGUUUGAACUUUUAUGAUUUUAGUCAUGUAGACCUUGGAGUUCAGUUAAUUGUGUUCCAAUCUGUGGGAAUGAUUUAAAUUGGAUGUGGUAAGCUUAAUUGAUUUGCUAGACCCCUUCUGAAUUCGUGAGUUGAGUCUCAGUUUGCCUAUCGAGUCCACUGAAUUGAAAAUAACCAAAACAGCAAACCAAGCCUGAGGUGUGGAGAUGUGUGCAGUUCCACUGGGAGCCUCAGGAGGGCAGCAGAUGUCUCAUCAGACUCCCCUCAUAAAAGCCAUUUUCUACUUUUGUUUGAAUAAAUGUGAAUGGAUGGUAAAUUAAAAUAUAAAAAGCUGCUGUAGCACAUGUUAUUUUAUAAUGUUUACAAUAAAAUGUAAUGAAAACCUGGAAACUUGUUUUGUGCUUUGAAUUGAUUCGAGAAUUCUAUUAUUCUAUAUUCCUACCUGUAACCCCACAAAAACACAAUAUUGACACAAUGGAAAUGUGUAUGUAAGGAUGU